AUGAAGCCACGGACGCGUCAACUUAAGUUGCCCUUUACCAAAACCGCGUACUUCAGCGCACAACCAUCAAUUGCUUUUCAUCUAGGAAAAAUGCUGUCUGGAGGGGGAAAAGGAAAACAUGUCGGCGGGAAAGGUGGUUCCAAAGUCGGUGGUGAGCGAGGACAAAUGUCCCAUUCAGCUAGAGCUGGACUCCAAUUUCCAGUUGGACGUGUAAGAAGAUUUCUUAAGGCUAAAACUCAAAAUAAUAUGCGAGUCGGAGCAAAGAGCGCUGUUUACAGUGCUGCUGUCUUGGAAUACUUGACCGCUGAAGUUUUGGAAUUGGCUGGGAAUGCAGCCAAGGAUCUAAAAGUCAAGCGUAUCACACCUAGACAUUUGCAGUUAGCCAUCCGUGGAGAUGAAGAAUUGGAUACUUUAAUUCGUGCCACUAUUGCUGGUGGUGGUGUUUUGCCGCAUAUCAACAAACAAUUGUUAAUACGUACAAAGGAAAAGUACCCCGAAGAAGAAGAAAUCAUUUAAUGAUUUUCAUCAUCAUAAGCGUUUAUGGUCGAAUUGUACAUAUGAUUUGGAUGCGCGCUUUUCAUCUUUAACGUAAUUUUGAAUGUAGUAACGUCCUUUUAAGACGUACGCCAUCCCUUUCACGUUUCAUACGCUUGGACUUGUAUGUAUAUAUUAUGUACGGUUUUUAGAAGAAGCUUCUCUGAGUUAGUUGGGUAUUUUCAAAAUAACUAUAUGUUCUUCUUUGGAAGCUCUGCCCUUUCCUAAUAUGUCCAGGCAAAGUUCCUUUGAAUGAGUCUUUUCAUUUUUUUUUUUUUUUUGAAGCAUAUAUACUUCUCUCUAUCGCCGCGUACUAAAAAUUAUUUUCUUAAUGUUUAUUUGGUCCCAGCACAUUAUGUAGGGCCUUAAAGCAAACUGUGUUCGAAAAGUUGGCUCUGAAAGCUUUUGGUUGUCUAUUCCAUCUCCAUGGAAAGUGAAACGUUACGUCGGUCUUGGAAGACCAUUGUACAAUUAGUAAAUUUGGUAUUGAAUAAAACAGAAUAGAUUUAUUACUAAUCAAUGAAAGGAAGGACAUAGGUAAAUGAAUUUAGACGUUCCUGAAGAUUAAGUGAAGACUCGUUUAAAAAUAAAAGAUGGUAUAUAAACGAUAGUGUAAAAGACGAGUAAAUAAUAAAAGCACAAAGAUUGAGAUUCACAAAACGAC
Schizosaccharomyces octosporus yFS286 is the source of this 1198-nucleotide messenger RNA. RefSeq names its product histone H2A variant H2A.Z. Gene Ontology annotation, cellular component: nucleosome. The transcript has a single exon. Gene Ontology annotation, molecular function: DNA binding; structural constituent of chromatin; protein heterodimerization activity. The coding region runs from base 1 to 516 and encodes 171 amino acids. The record is from RefSeq and is a predicted model, not a curated record. Lineage: Eukaryota; Fungi; Ascomycota; Schizosaccharomycetes; Schizosaccharomycetales; Schizosaccharomycetaceae.